Messenger RNA from Lates calcarifer (barramundi perch), 4092 nucleotides. RefSeq names its product protein phosphatase, Mg2+/Mn2+ dependent, 1Da (gene ppm1da). Bases 209 to 2002 code for a protein of 597 amino acids. Gene Ontology annotation, molecular function: mitogen-activated protein kinase binding; protein serine/threonine phosphatase activity; cation binding. The transcript is spliced from 6 exons. Gene Ontology annotation, cellular component: nucleus; cytosol. Lineage: Eukaryota; Metazoa; Chordata; Actinopteri; Centropomidae. The record is from RefSeq and is a predicted model, not a curated record. Gene Ontology annotation, biological process: protein dephosphorylation.
AUUCAGCAAUUCAUAGCAGUUAUCUGAUUUCACAUCACUCAAAAUAUGCCAAUGUCUUAAAUACUUUUGUAUUUUACUACAUAGACUCUUAAUUGUACACAGCUCUAUGGUUUGGUCUUGUACCAGCCUCUAGGGGGCAACAGCUGCAUAGACGUUAACACAUCCAUUUGCUAGAAGAAGACAGACUUUGACGUCAACGCGUUUGAGCAUGCCUACUACGCUCGAACAUAAACAAAGGCAGGACGCAACGCUGGUACAAACUGUAUUCUCCUGUUAUUUUAUAUGCCAACAAUACCUAGAAAUUGGGGAGCGACUUAUUUUUGAAACAAUGGAAAACGCAUUAUUGAUGCGAGUGAGCGUGUUUACCGACCAAGGAGGGAGGAAAUACAUGGAAGAUGUGACCGAGAUCAUAGUAGAGCCCGAGCCGGGAGAAGAUGAGCCGACGUCGGGUGAGUCAGAGGAGAACAGUCGGGUAGACCAUACGCUCAACUCUCCGGCGGUGGUCACGCAUCCACACGAGACUGGCGAUACCGUGGGGUCCCCGCAAGUUUCGGAUGCAACCUUUGAACCUGAACGAACGGAACACCGAAGUACAUCACUAGAAACAUCUUCACCAGGAGGUCAGAGCCCACCGCAAGCUCAGCAGAGAACGGCCAGUCGUUCCCGCCGUUCCGUAGCGUUCUUCGCCGUAUUUGACGGUCACGGGGGUCGCGAGGCUGCGCAGUUUGCACGAGACUAUUUAUGGGAGUUUAUGAAGAAGCAGCGGGGGUUCUGGUCCGACUGUGACCGGGAGGUCUGCGCUGCUAUACGCAAAGGAUUUGUAGCCUGCCACCACGCUAUGUGGAAAAAGCUACCCGAGUGGCCAAAGACACUUACAGGCCUUCCUAGCACAUCAGGCACCACGGCCAGCGUAGUGGUCAUCAGAGGAAAUCGCAUGUAUGUGGCCCAUGUUGGGGAUUCUGCAGUGGUUCUAGGUAUCCAGGAUGACCCCUCAGUCCCAUUCAUCAGAGCUGUGGAAGUCACACAAGACCACAAACCUGAACUACCCAGAGAGAGGGAGCGUAUUGAAGGUCUGGGAGGAAGUGUGAUCAAGAAAUCUGGAGUGAACCGAGUUGUCUGGAAGAGGCCACGGCUGAGCCACAAUGGUCCAAUCCGUCGUAGCACAGUCAUUGACCAGAUACCAUUCUUGGCAGUAGCCCGAGCUCUAGGUGAUCUGUGGAGCUAUGACUUCUAUAGCGGGGAGUUUGUUGUCUCUCCUGAGCCAGACACCAGUGUGGUGACCCUUGAUCCCAGAAAACACCGCUACAUCAUCCUAGGCAGUGAUGGUCUGUGGAACAUGGUGCCACCUCAAGAGGCCAUCUCCAUGUGUCAGAACAAUGAUGAGGUGAUGGCACCAUGUGGGGUAUCAAGUGCCCGACAGCUCGUCAGCCAUGCUCUGCUGCGGUGGCGCCAGCGGAUGUUGCGUGCUGAUAACACCAGUGCCAUUGUAAUCGCCCUGCAGGAGCCUGGGACCUCUCAGGACACCCUGCACCAUGAAGAGGUGCUUCUGGAUCUAGCCAAGGUGUCCCAGUGUCCUCCCACCUCCAUAUCCCGUGCUGACACCCCUCUCCUUCAGCCUCCUGAGGAGGACUCUCCCUCUGCUACUUGUGAGCUCCUCCCUGCCCUGGAGCGAAGGGACGGACUAUCAGGAAGCAACAACCUGUACCACAUGGAUCUGUCUGACCCAUUUACUCUGACCCCACUGUGUCCAAACAGUAGUGCUGAGCUGCCCGGUCAGUCAAGUCCCACUGACAGGACAGCUGGCAGCAGGACACUCAACACCAAGAGAACUAUUGAUGGAUCCUCAUCACCAUCGUCAGGCCAUUCAGCUAAGAAAGCCCGGCGCAGGACCGUGGACAGGCCACCCCUGGCUCAACACAACGCAGAGAAGAAACAGAAGGAGUCCAGUAAUGUCUCACCUAUUCUCCAGCAGCAUAAUAAGACCACAGUGUGUGUGUACUGAAACACACACAAACUCAUCAGCCUGCUGCCUCCCACUGUCAUCCUUGCCUCCAGUGGCAUUCCUGUUCUCCUGCACAUUCUUGCAACUCAAACCAACCUUACUCUACAGGAUGUGGAAAGACUUGUCUUCUUGCUCAGCACCAGUACAAUACUCGUUUGAAAACUUAAGAGUGCUCAUUUUCACAAGACAUCUCAUGUCUUUGUUUUAAAAAUUCCUUCCUGAAAUGCUGAUUAAAUGUGUCUUACUUCACCUCUCUCUGGUUGUAAGAAGUAAGUAUAAUAAGACUAAUGAUGCUGGUGUAAAUAUUAUGCAUUUUAUAGUUGAGUAUUGAGAAGUAAGUCAAACUGUUCAUUUAAAACAAAUAUAUAUAUUUUUUAUACAUUAUUUUAUUGUAUAAUGAUAAACAUGAAAAUCCCUUUUAGAUGAGUGCCACCAUAGCUUUCAUCUCUGACUCCUCCUCACUCUUUCUGUAUACCAUUGUGUGCACACCCUGUGUUUAAGCAUAUUUCUGUAUUUUUAUUAUUAUCAACUUAUUUAAUCACUGGAGAUUUGUCUUGAAUAUGAAGGUGCUGCUACAGUCACAAACCAGUAAGCUACUAUAUUGUGUAUACUGAUAGAUAAAUAUAUGUAAUAUGUGUUGGUAGCAUGUUUUUUUUUCUUUGAGAGUACACAGUUGACCUAACCCACCUGCUCCCAUGAGGUUUCACAUAACAGAAGUUGUCUUUAGGUUUUAAUUGCACAAUGCAUCUUAAGGGAUAAAUCCACGCCCCAGUCAUCUUACAUUGUUGUAAUUUGUAAUGAAGAAUUACAGUUGUUUUUUUUGGUGACAACACUUCCUCAGAGCCUGCUCCAUACACUCAUAUAUCAGGUAGUGAUUUUCUGUGUUUCCAAAAAUGCCUUUCAACAGCUCUGUGCUGAAGCUUUUGCGGGAGUUGGCAUGUCUGUCUCUACAAUUAUGUGUUUUCCUCUGCAUUUGUUGAACAUCCAUGUGGCUCUAAAAUGAAGACUUCCUUUGGUUCAGAGGGACCGACAUAAAACCUGUUGUUUACAAUCAAUGUUUCUGAUUACUUUGUGCUGCCAGACUUCCACUGUGGCUGCACUGGAGGUAUCCACGAUGUCAUGUUGUCUGUUGACCAUACGUGUAUGGGAAUAAGAAUAAUGCUCCAUCACGCGCAUUUUGGACCCUACAGAGGGGAUUGUCAUGCAUCACCACCAUCCCGCCACCUUAUUUUAUCUUGUUUGCACCAAGAUAAUUGCUGUUGGUUAUGUUUCAGUGAGGCUGUGGGAGAGGUUUCUAUAGCACUCUCCUUACACAAGCCAUUGUCCCUCCACACUGCAGCUGCAGUUGUAUCUUUAGUGAUGUAUGCACAAGGCUCGCUUGUGAGUAAAUACACUCUGCAUGGACUUUCUAAGAGAAUAUUUUUGCACUAUUAUGGUAACUGUUACUGUCUUUGAAAAGGGAUUUUUUCCUUUGAAAAUGAUGAGAACUAGAUGACAUGAUUGGAGUCUAAAAUGAAAACACAGUUAAUGGAGAAUUUCACUACAAAUGAUUAGAUAUUUUAACUUCAACACAUAGAAGAGAAUUUUCAUUAAGCUGAGUAGAGUUUUCAGAACAUGGUUGUGUCCUCUCUUACCUCUGAUGAUUUUGUUACAUGACAGUGUAUGAUUCAACUGAUAAACAUUCACACAGAGAGGAUACUGACCAUUACACAGAUAAGACCAAUGUCUCAAUCUUCGUAAAAUCUUGUUACAUGAUGUAUUUUCAUUGAGCUAAGUGCAAUUUCUAACAGGAAUUUGUAGCAUUAUGAAUUGGUUCAAAAAUGUACAAUAUUGAUAUUGACAUUGAGGAAUGAUGUUAUUGUGUGACAUUUUCUCUAUCCAAAUACAGUCUUUUACUUUACAUGGGAUCCUUGUAUGAUUUUUAUUCACUAUUUUUGAGAAAUCUCAUAAAUCUUAGUCUGCUCAUUUACUCUGUUGAAUAAUGACAUACAUGAUUCUGAUGGCUGUGUGAACAGCAAAAAAACUGCAUGUGUACAGUGCAAAUGUGAAAAACACUUACCUGGAAAUAAACAUAUUUAAAUAACAACCUA